Molecule: messenger RNA, 1234 nt
Organism: Pipra filicauda (Wire-tailed manakin)
Lineage: Eukaryota; Metazoa; Chordata; Aves; Passeriformes; Pipridae
Gene: LMX1A
Product: LIM homeobox transcription factor 1 alpha
Exons: 9
Coding region: 72-1217 (381 amino acids)
Biological process (GO): regulation of transcription by RNA polymerase II; neuron differentiation
Cellular component (GO): nucleus
Molecular function (GO): RNA polymerase II transcription regulatory region sequence-specific DNA binding; DNA-binding transcription factor activity, RNA polymerase II-specific
Source: RefSeq, a predicted model, not a curated record
CGAGGCGUGGCAGGGCCAGUGCCUGCAGCCAGGCGGGCGGCGCGGCCCCUCGCCCGGCCCGUCUCCCCAUCAUGCUGGACGGGCUGAAGAUGGAGGAGAGUUUGCAGAGCGCCCUGGAUCCCGCGGUCCCUUUCUCCUCGCUGCUGGGCAGAGCCGCGACCCCCAAGUCGGUGUGUGAAGGGUGUCAGCGAGUGAUUUCGGACCGGUUCUUGCUGCGCCUGAACGACAGCCUGUGGCACGAGCAGUGCGUCCAGUGCGCGUCCUGCAAGGAGCCCCUGCAGACCACCUGCUUCUACCGCGACAAGAAGCUCUACUGCAAGCUGGACUACGAGAAGCUGUUUGCAGUGAAGUGUGCCGGGUGCCUGGAGGCCAUCGCGCCCAGCGAGCUGGUGAUGCGCGCCCAGAAGAGCGUCUACCACCUGCGCUGCUUCUGCUGCUGCGUCUGCGAGCGGCGCCUGCAGAAGGGCGACGAGUUUGUGCUGAAGGAGGGGCAGCUGCUCUGUAAGGGUGACUACGAGAAGGAGCGGGAGCUGCUGAGCUUGGUGAGCCCGGCUCUGUCGGAUUCUGGCAAAAGUGACGAUGAGGACAGCAUCUGCAAACUGGGCCAAGCCUCGGGGAAGGGCGCUGAGGAUGGGAAGGAUCACAAACGGCCCAAGCGGCCCCGGACAAUCCUGACCACGCAACAACGGAGGGCAUUCAAGGCGUCCUUUGAGGUCUCCUCCAAGCCCUGCAGGAAGGUGCGGGAGACGCUGGCAGCAGAGACAGGGCUGAGCGUCCGGGUGGUGCAGGUCUGGUUCCAGAACCAGCGAGCAAAGAUGAAGAAGCUCGCCAGGAGGCAGCAGCAGCAGCAGCAGGAUCAGCAAAACACACAGCGCCUGAGCUCAGGCCAGACAAACGGCGGCGGCAGCACAGGACUGGAGGGGAUGCUGAACCCUUACACCACUCUGCCCCCGCCCCAGCAGCUGCUGGGCAUGGAGCAAAGCGUCUACGGCUCCGACCCUUUCCGGCAAGGGCUCACCCCACCUCAAAUGCCUGGAGACCACAUGCAUCCCUACGGUGCCGAGCCCCUCUUCCACGACUUGGAUAGCGAUGAUACCUCACUGAGCAACCUGGGUGACUGCUUCCUCGCCACGGCGGACGCGGGGCCACUCCAGGCACGAGUGGGAAACCCCAUCGACCACCUCUACUCCAUGCAGAACUCCUACUUCACUUCCUGAGUGCAGCGUGGUCCCUG